GUCGAUAACACAGGUAUUUAAAAUCGUUACCGUUAGGUUUUGAUAACGUGCUAGUGUCAUUGUGUUGGGUGAUGUGGGUCACCAACAAGGUUGUUGCGAGGCCAAACGAAUAUCUAAAGUAUGGAGUCGUACCAAAAUAGAUGAAAAGUGCGCUCCCUCUGCAGACAGAGUUUAUCUGGCAGUAUUUUUGAUGGGAAUAACCAACCAAGAAAUGACCCGUAUUUGACUACAGACCAGUGAAAUUUCAUCACCUCUCGUGGUCCUUUGCACGAAUAUUUCUGGACUUUGUGACCGAUAUUAACUCAACGAGGAUGACAUUCAACAUCAUGGCAGCUAUGUGUAGUAACAGAGGAAUCGGAAUAGCCAACAAGCUCCCGUGGCCGUCACUAAGUAAAGAAUAUCGGUACUACAUGGACCUUACAUCUAAAACCGUGCAUCCCGGUAAAAAGUGUGUUAAUAUAAAAGGACGGGUAACAUGGCAGUGUACAUGCAUGGAGGAGAAAUCACGUGACUCGAUCAUCAAUAUCGUAAUCAGCCGAAAUCCCAGUGAGGAAAUAACAUCCGACCCUUAUGUCCAUAAAGUAGUAGCUAGUCUGGAUGAUGCUCUCUUAUAUGUGAGAACUACACUACUCGACCAAGUGGAAACUGUAUGGGUGAUGGGAGGACAACAAAUAUAUACGGACGCAAUCGACCACCCGCAAUGUAAUCACAUCUACCUUACACAUAUUUACGGGGAGUACCAGGCAGACACGUUCUUCCCAACAUUCGAAGACCGAUUUCAUGAAGACAAGUCCAUAGCCUUAGAUAGAACAUUACAUGAAGAGCGAGGUGUUACGUAUAAAUACAAGGUGUAUAGUCCGCGACAUCAAGCGAGCUGUUAAAAAUAGGACGUUUGUGACUGGCGGAUCUCGACUGAGUGUUCACUGGGCCGACUGAAAAACAUAUAUCGGUCAUAAUUCAUUGAUAUAGCUAUGUCAUUCACCCAUUAACGAGUGAGUUAAGUCAUGGUGAAGAAAUAUGAAAAUAUGACACGAUUUUACAUUUGUCGUCAAAGUUUCAUGAUGCAAUUGAUGGUCGUUGUUUAUUAGCAUCGAUUGUUUAUACUGCCAGCACUGAAAUGGAUAUCUCGGAUGUAAUAAAUACCUGUUACUAUUUCUACAUAUA
Molecule: messenger RNA, 1164 nt
Organism: Mizuhopecten yessoensis (Yesso scallop)
Lineage: Eukaryota; Metazoa; Mollusca; Bivalvia; Pectinida; Pectinidae
Product: dihydrofolate reductase-like
Exons: 7
Coding region: 312-881 (189 amino acids)
Biological process (GO): glycine biosynthetic process; folic acid metabolic process; tetrahydrofolate biosynthetic process
Cellular component (GO): mitochondrion
Molecular function (GO): NADP binding; dihydrofolate reductase activity
Source: RefSeq, a predicted model, not a curated record